CUCCGUAGCAGACGUACCUAUGCUGUACCUACCGUAUACCUACUCCGUAUUUCUGAUCCUGGUAUUUUGGGAUGGGAUGGUCUGACGAGACCUUCUUCUAGUACCAGCCUGGGAAACAGCGGCUUCAUCCUCACUAGCAGAUUCUGGCUCAAGAACGCCCUCCGUGAGGUUGAGAGGUUCAGUUGCUUCAUCAUCAUCAGACAUAACCUCGACUGUUGGCUGAGCUGAGGGCUCUUCACUGCCUAUGUCCUUGGGGUCAUCAGCGACAUACUGCAAGGGGACAAUGACGGGGUCUGCUGCAGGGGUGGUAUUGUCAGCCAUGAGAGGCUGCCUUCUCUCUACAGUUAGCUAACUUGAGACUUUGCUAUGCCUUUUCAAGCUGAAAGCCACCUUGCCCAUGCCUAGGUUAGAGUGCACAUAGCCUAACAAACCACUUCUCGCGUUGAGGCACCGUGCGGGAAAGGGUGUUGAAAGAGCGAUGCGGGCAAUGCGCGCUCUCAUGUUUGAGCAGGGAGCAGCGCAAAGUUGGCUGGCAUUGUGGCGAAAUAUGAUCACAUCACGAUCAAGUGCAACGGUGCAUCGCGCUGCUUCAAAUUACCGUUAUGGCUUGUCACGAACACUACUCGGAUGGCCAGGAGAAAUUUUCGCGGAACGCGGAUGGCUCAUGUGGACUCCCAAAAUCGUCCGGAAUCAUUCAGGAGGAUUUCCAGACCGAAACCCUCAAAAUCCGGAUUCCAGGUGAAAACAUCCGGAAUGUACCUGACAUUCCGGAUGUUUACCCUUGACGUCACGGAAAGUAAUUGUCCGAAAACUGUCCGGGAACAAACAACCCUGGCAGAAAUGGGUGUGCUUCGGGAAUGGCCAUUCGGACAGUUUUCCGAAUGAAGGUAUGACUCAUCCCGGACAGUUUUCGGACAGUUUUCGUGCACACUCGGGAAACCCAAACGUCGGUAAACAGUCCCAAAAAUGCCUGUAACCUGCCCAAAUUGGCCCAGUGCAUUACGGCGUACAGUUCUGUAGCCAUGGUAAUCGUUUUCAGAACGUUGUAUCAUAUAGAUAUAAUGAUUUCAACCCUACCAAACAAUGCAACCAAUAAAUAAAACACACAAACCACAAUCAUAUCCACUGAUCCCCAAAGACAACACCAACCAGAACCAACCCCAUAACAGACACCGCCACCCCAUCGGUUUAAACAAUACUAACACACGCGAUGGCCACAUGACACUACGGAAGCUUCCGGGCCACGCCCGCCGCUGCUGGCCGAGCGGAACCAGCUCCCGCCACCGAGACAGGCUUGAGCGCAGAGAAGGCGCUCUCAUGGACGUAGAGGCCGUAAUCACCCCACUUGAAGGCGCUCCAUCGCCUCUCAUACCCCCUCUCCUCAACCCUCUGGCUACGAAGGAAUGAGUCCACUGUCGCAGUCACGAGCUCUGCAAGUCCAGCCAGGGCUGCUGCAUUCUUUUUUGGCGACUUCGAUAGGUGCAUGCGAUCAUCCUUGAACCAGCGCAUGCCCCAGUCAACCUGCAUGCGCGUGGUCAACAUUUGGAGAAGAGGAGGCACGGUGGUUAGGGGGAAAGGGUUUAAAAAGUUUAAAAACCAGCGAGCCAGGAUACUUGGAUCCCUGGACCAACCGCCCAUCAGCCAUAAACAGGCAACAGCCCAUAAACACCCUGCCGGAAAGGUGCGCAAUGGUAACUCACCGACAGCAACACCCAUGCCAUGUGGCAUGGGUGCAGAACGAGCUUCCCCUCGACCUCCCAAUCACCAAACGCGGCAACCGCGGCUUGAAAAAAGACGCGCCCCGCGAGCGGCCGCGGGUCAUUGCGCCUGCUAGACCAUGUGCUCACCAACUCCCCUCGGUGACGCUCUGCCAGGAAUCUUGGACCAUGGAGCGCGUGGAUACUAAAGAACAGUUCAAGCGGCCACAUAAUGCUAAGGCCCGUACAUAAUUGGAGGGAAGGGAGACGAACACGCCCCACAUGGUCGAAACGAACGAGUGCAGCCAUGUGGGCGGAGGGUGUGUGACAUGGGAUCAGCGGAUAAGAGGUGGUGGGUGUGUGAGGACAGCGGCGAGGAGAAAAAGUGGAGAAUGCGGCAGUGGAU
Molecule: messenger RNA, 2103 nt
Organism: Closterium sp. NIES-67
Lineage: Eukaryota; Viridiplantae; Streptophyta; Zygnematophyceae; Desmidiales; Closteriaceae
Source: the annotation of a GenBank genome assembly